AUGGCAACAAUGGAGGAUCAUGCAACAAGGUGGUUUAAUGUCCAAUCUGUGCCUCACAGUUAUACAUUUCCCCUAGAAAAAAGACCAGGGAAACUCCCUUUUUCUACAUGCACUGCAAUCCCAAUCAUCAACCUUAACAGUCCAGAAAAAUCAGACACAAUUCAGAAAAUCAUUAAAGCUGGUCAAAAUUUCGUGUUUUUUCAGGUGAUUGACCAUGGAGUUUCAGAAAGUGUAUCAACUGAGGCACUUAAUGUGUUAAAGGAAUUAUUCAAUAUGCCACUCGAGGAAAUUUCGAGGGAUGCCAUAAAAAAUGGUUGGGUGCAUAUGGGCAGCACCAGUUUUGACAUAGAUGGUGUUCAUUUGUGGAGGGAUAACAUUAAACACCCAUGUCACCCCUUGGAAAAAUGCAUGCAACAUUGGCCUCAAAUGCCAACUAGGUACAGAGAGGUGAUGGCAACAUAUGUACAAGAAAUAAGAAGAUUGAGUUGGAGAAUUCUUGAGCUGAUUUGUGAAGGAUUGGGACUUGAAAAGGGAUUCUUUGAAGAAAUAAGUCAAGUCCAAUUUCUAUCAGCAAGUAAUUAUCCAGCAUGCCCAGACCCAAGUGUGACUUUGGGAGUAUUAAAACAUUUUGAUCAUAGCUUUAUAACAAUACUAUUUCAAGGGAAUGUUGAUGGGCUUCAAGCGUUACAUGAUGGCAAGUGGAUUGGAGUUGGGGUUUUACCUAAUGCCUUUGUUGUCAACAUAGGCACUCAAUUAGAGAUUAUGAGCAAUGGAAAGCUAAUAAGUGCAGAACACAGAGUAAUGACAAAUUCAGAUGAAGACAGAUUAACCAUUACCACAUUCAUUAAUCCUUCUCCAAAUUGCAUAGUUGAACCAGCCAAAGUUUUGAUUAAUGAAUCAAAUCCUCCUUUAUAUGAUUCAUUUAUGUACAAGGAUUUUGUUGUUUCUUCCAAAGCCUUUGGUCCUUAUACUGAAGUAGUUCAAACAAAGGAUUAA
Messenger RNA from Fraxinus pennsylvanica, 996 nucleotides. The record is from the annotation of a GenBank genome assembly. NCBI's taxonomy places the organism in Eukaryota, Viridiplantae, Streptophyta, Magnoliopsida, Lamiales, Oleaceae.